Molecule: messenger RNA, 417 nt
Organism: Prunus armeniaca (apricot)
Lineage: Eukaryota; Viridiplantae; Streptophyta; Magnoliopsida; Rosales; Rosaceae
Source: the annotation of a GenBank genome assembly
AUGCAACAUAAUACAGCUGCUGUAGAAGAAGAAAAACACUCACCUUCGGCCAAAAAAUUGCUGAAUCAUUGGUUAAGAUUCAGUUCAGGACAUGAGUUCAAGAAUGCAUAUGUAAACAUGAAAUGGAUGGGGACAGGGAGAUCCAUUGGUUCACCUAAAACGAACAUAACACUUAAUAGUGAGUUUGAUGGGAUACUGUUGGACUACUCGGCCUGCAACAGUAGUGGGCAAACCAUUGGGUAUGGCAACCGGGGACAUGUGACUUUGGCCGGGAUCAAUUACCUCAUAACCUCUAUAGCUGUAGCCACAGAAAUGCAAUCAGAAGUUAAUAAUAACAACUAUGCAAUGUGUAAAAUGACGAUACACGUCCAACAUAAAUUAGAGGGCACCAGUACCCAACAUCACUUGAAGAACUAA